Molecule: messenger RNA, 1454 nt
Organism: Chanos chanos (milkfish)
Lineage: Eukaryota; Metazoa; Chordata; Actinopteri; Gonorynchiformes; Chanidae
Gene: tomm40
Product: translocase of outer mitochondrial membrane 40 homolog (yeast)
Exons: 10
Coding region: 39-1073 (344 amino acids)
Biological process (GO): protein import into mitochondrial matrix
Cellular component (GO): mitochondrial outer membrane
Molecular function (GO): transmembrane protein transporter activity
Source: RefSeq, a predicted model, not a curated record
UGUCUCAUAUUCGUUUACCCGGACUGCAUUGCACAACCAUGGGCAGUGUAUUGGCUGCCAGCUCCCCAAAUCCACCACCUGCUUCAGGGGGUGGAGCUACCCAGGGAAGUCCUGGCCUGGUGUCUGUACCCCCAGGAUUCACCAUGCCCCCGGUGUCUCCUCUCCCUCCGUCCCCUGGCACCACAGGCCAGCCUAGUGCAGAAAGUGACCCCCCCCUCCCCAACCCAGGCACUUUUGAGGAGUGCCAUCGGAAGUGCAAAGAGGUCUUCCCAGCUCAGAUGGAGGGUGUACGAUUGGUAGUGAACAAGGGCUUGAGUAAUCACUUCCAGGUCAGUCACACGAUUACUCUAAGCACCCUGGGAGACUCGGGCUACAGAUUCGGAUCCACGUACGUAGGAAGCAAACAGACUGGACCUGCUGAGUCUUUUCCGGUUCUGGUGGGAGACAUGGAUAACACAGGCAGUCUCAAUGCACAGAUCAUCCAUCAGCUGACCACCCGCGUGCGCUCUAAAGUGGCCAUGCAGACACAGCAGCACAAGUUUGUAAACUGGCAGUGUGAUGCAGAAUACCGCGGAGAUGACUUCACCGCUGCUGUAACCCUUGGCAACCCAGAUGUCCUCGUUGGCUCUGGUAUCAUAGUAGCUCACUACCUCCAGUCUCUGUCCCCUGCCCUGGCACUUGGAGGAGAGCUGGUUUACCACAGACGGCCUGGUGAGGAGGGCACUGUCACAUCACUGGUGGGCAGAUACACAGGCAGUAACUAUGUUGCCACGAUGACCAUUGGAGGAGCUGGUGCACAUGCAUCGUAUUACCACAAAGCCAAUGAUCAGUUGCAGGUUGGGGUGGAGUUUGAGGCGAGUACAAGGAUGCAGGACACAAGUGUAUCUUUCGGUUAUCAGCUGGACCUACCCAAAGCUAACCUACAGUUUAAAGGUUCAUUAGACAGUAACUGGGUCGUCGGGGCCACUUUGGAAAAGAAGCUGGUUCCGCUGCCGCUCUCGCUGGUUCUCGGUGCCUUCCUCAACCACCGCAAGAACAAGUUUCAGUGUGGCUUUGGAGUCACAAUCGGUUAAAACAAACAAACAAACAAGAAAGAGCGGCAUAAACAGCAGAUCGGACACGCGGCCCAUCCGAACCGAACCGAACCUCAGCCUCGCUUGGACUGAUGCAGACAGACACCGGGACAUGGACCAACAAGUGAAGAAAAAAAAAAAAUAAAAAAUAAAAAAAUAACGGACUUAAAGACUCCUAAAGACAGGACAUUUGAGCUCCUACAGGGAAGGACCAGGUCAAAGACCAGGCAGGACAAGUCAAGUCAGGUCCCAAGAACUCAACAUCUUAUCUAUGUGCAUGAGUUUAUCUGGUAAACCAGACAGGCUCACCCGUGACAGUUAGGCAAGUUAUUGUUUAUUAAUGCACUUCAUGUGAUUCAAGUAUGUGAUCAGAAAAAUAAG